Molecule: messenger RNA, 2143 nt
Organism: Sclerotinia trifoliorum
Lineage: Eukaryota; Fungi; Ascomycota; Leotiomycetes; Helotiales; Sclerotiniaceae
Source: the annotation of a GenBank genome assembly
CACCAUGAGAACUAACUAAUCAACUUGCUAAGGUAAUGAAAGAUUGAUCUCCAUCAAUUCAACCCUUCUCAUCUCAUCUAAUAAACCACCACUCAUUCAUCGCAAAUGAUCAUCACCACUACCAGUGCGACCGUCCAAUUCUUCCUGUCGUCGGUCUAGAUUCUAAAUCGUCCAUGUAAAUGUAGUCGUUAUCGACCAUAUUUUCGACCGCAAUAACAAGAGUUCGCUCAACCAACACUCGUUUACCUUACUUUCCACCUUCAUAUCGCGACGUAUCUUAUCUCAUCUUUCUCCUUCAGUGCCGACGACAACGUAGUGAAUCCGAUCAUUUCAUCUUACCUUUUACGAUUUUUAUUAUAUCUCUUUCAUAACCUAUACCCACUUCGAUUUUUUGGGAUUUUCCUACACAAUCAAUCGCCUUUCUAGAGCCGGUACUCCUCUAUUGUCCUUACCCAACAACUACCGACAGGUCAAGCUUCAAUCACCAACAACACUCAUCUACAUCUAACUCAUUUUACAUCAACUAAACCCUGACCGGAUCAGUCUCAGUCAUUUUGACUCAACAUAAUAAAUCACAAUAGUACCCAAGGAGAUGGCGUAUUACGAGUGUAGGUGAAGUUUUUCGGGAAGUAACGAUCUCUUGCUAAUCAAUUCACAGCAUCCUUUAACUCUCUGUUUCGACGAUGUGUUGAGUGUAAUGGGGACACUCCGGCAUGUCCGAGUUGUGCUGAAAAUGAGAUUUGUUCGCUCGUCCCACCAACAUGUACCGAAUGCCAACAGACAGUUUGUGUGGCUUCUUCAGCUGCACCUUCGACGACGGUUAGUUCAUCCUCAUCAACGAAAUCCGGCCCAAAUGUAGGCGCGAUCGCGGGAGGAGUCAUUGGAGGAGUUUUAGCUGUCGCGGCCGUGACUUAUCUUGUGUGGAGGUUCUGCAUUAAGACGAAAAGGCAACAAUUCGAGCAGGGCGGCUGGAUAGACAGCCAAGAGCAAGCGAAUGCAGAAAAGGAUUUCGCAAUGCGCAGGGACGCGAGAGCUUCUACACAUACUGUUGGAUCAAUUGCAUCUACAGUUCUCACACGAGCCUCGAAUAUCAUUCAAAUCGCAUACAUUCCAGGUGUUACGAAUAGAUCGACCCCAUCAACACCGGGUCUUCUUGUCCCACCAGUUCCCCCGAUCCCCAUUGCUCUAUCAAACUCAUCUGGAACACCAAGGUAUGAACAUGAACACUUUUUCAUGCCAGGAGAUCUACGCGACUCAACAUACAGCGGAAUUAGCGGAAUUGGUGGACGAAACUCGUACGCAAGAAAUAGUGUUGCAUCCACUAUAUAUGGGAAACAAGCUAUCGUAUCACCCGUUCCUGCGCAAACGGUCAUUCGAGGAAAGGCAGCAGUGGUUAGCGUUAAUAAAGCGGGUGGAAAUAAUGGCACUGUCACACCUCCAGUGCCAAGUGUCGACUUUCAAAAAUAUUCCGAGAACCCACCUAGCCCAGCAUUUUCGGUGGGCAGCACAUUUUUGAACGCAGCCAGUGCCGCAACUAUGACCAAACCUCAAGUCAUUCGAGUAGAUUCUAGCUCACCGAAAAGCAAAUCGGUUGAGCCUACAAAAGUUGCAGGAGCCUCAUCACCACUAGGUUCACGGGAUUCCACUGCAGUCACUUUGAUCGAAGACGGUACCCCCGUCACACCCCAGGGACCUUUUAGUGAUCCUCCUGAAAUAAGUCGAAAAUCCAAUGCUACUUUAUCAGCUAUGAUUCAAAACGCAACAAAAAAGGCACAGGGCGAUGUCUUCUCAGACAAACAUGAAGUCAAGGAAUAAAGGGGUUCUAUCGUAUAGGAUAUAUUACCCUAUGGAAACGGAUUUUCAGCAUUGGAGGUUUUCGUCUAGUUACGAUUUGGUUUACUUGUUUCUUUCAAACAUCUUAUACUUGGAGGAGGGGGCUAUUCCCAUUUCGAUGGUCACAAAUGGUGUGGUCGGGGGUGUUAAGGGGUAUCUUAUGAUUGGCAAUGAUUUUAUUUUUUCGGGGAUAUGUUUUUAUACCACCGUAUCUUGCUAUUUACCUAAUUUAAGGUUUCUAUAGAAAAUGCCAAAUCCAAUGAUUUUAGCUACCAAUUGAUGGGGGAAUUUUGAAGAAUGGAUCUCUGCU